AUGGCUGAUCUCACGUGCCUUAACGAGCCUUCAGUUUUUGACAAUUUAAAGCAGCGUUAUUAUUCUGAAUUAAUUUAUACAUAUUCUGGGUUGUUUUGUGUUGUUAUGAAUCCAUAUAAAAAAUUGCCAAUUUAUUCUGAGGCUGUAAUUGAGUCUUAUAAAGGAAAGAAACGUAAUGAACGUCCACCUCAUGUUUUUGCUAUUGCUGACUGUGCUUAUAGAUCGAUGCUUCAAGAUCAUGAAGACCAAUCAAUUUUGUGUACCGGAGAAUCGGGUGCAGGCAAAACAGAAAAUACUAAAAAAGUAAUUCAAUAUUUGGCUCAUGUUGCUGGGGCUACAAGGCUUGGACAUCAUAAUAAAUUAGUUAAUACCUCAACUUCCAACGGUCUUUUGUGUUCUUCUCCAGCUAGAAGCCAUUCUAGUGUUGAUCAGAUUAAUUUGGUUGGGGAAUUGGAACAACAACUUUUACAGGCAAACCCAAUAUUGGAAGCUUUUGGAAAUAGCAAAACUGUCAAAAAUGAUAAUUCUUCGAGAUUUGGAAAAUUUAUUCGAAUCAAUUUCGAUUUGGCUGGUUAUAUUUCUGGUGCUAAUAUUGAAUUUUAUUUGUUGGAAAAAUCUCGUACAUGUCGUCAAGCAAAUGAUGAGCGUUCAUUUCAUGUAUUUUACCAAUUUUUGCGUGGAACUUCUGCAGAGGAAAAAGGUUUUGGAUUUUUCAAAUUAUUUUUGAAUUAA
Molecule: messenger RNA, 732 nt
Organism: Meloidogyne enterolobii
Lineage: Eukaryota; Metazoa; Nematoda; Chromadorea; Rhabditida; Meloidogynidae
Source: the annotation of a GenBank genome assembly